Messenger RNA from Anopheles coustani, 1713 nucleotides. It is a transcript of the gene Adsl, whose product is annotated as adenylosuccinate lyase. Bases 113 to 1564 code for a protein of 483 amino acids. The transcript has 3 exons. NCBI's taxonomy places the organism in Eukaryota, Metazoa, Arthropoda, Insecta, Diptera, Culicidae. Gene Ontology annotation, molecular function: (S)-2-(5-amino-1-(5-phospho-D-ribosyl)imidazole-4-carboxamido) succinate lyase (fumarate-forming) activity; N6-(1,2-dicarboxyethyl)AMP AMP-lyase (fumarate-forming) activity. The record is from RefSeq and is a predicted model, not a curated record. Gene Ontology annotation, biological process: 'de novo' AMP biosynthetic process. Gene Ontology annotation, cellular component: cytosol.
GUGGUAAACAACAAACAACAGUGUAAAAAACCGAAACCUCGUGGGAUUAUCAGAUUGAUUGCAAGAACAGUUUGUUUCCCAUCGACAGAGCACAAGCACUCCAAACACGAGGAUGGCCGAAUUGAAUGCAGAGUUUCGUGGAUACCGGUCUCCGCUGAGCACCCGCUAUGCCAGCAAGGAAAUGCAGUACCUGUUCAGUGAUCAGCACAAGUUUUCCACCUGGCGCAAACUAUGGAUCCUUCUAGCAAAGGCCGAAAAGUCACUCGGGCUGGACAUUACGGAUGAGCAAAUCCGGGAGAUGGAGCGCCACGUCGAGGACAUCGACUUCCAAGCGGCUGCAAAGGAGGAAGCCCUCACCCGGCACGACGUGAUGGCACACGUGCACGUGUUUGCCAAGCAAUGUCCACUCGCUGCCCCGAUCAUUCACCUCGGUGCGACCUCGUGCUUCGUCGGCGACAACACGGAUUUGCUUAUCCUGAAGGAGGCGCUCGAGCAGCUGCUCCCGAAGCUGGUCGGUGUGAUAAAGCAGCUGUCCCAGUUCGCUGUGCAGCAUCGCGAUUUGCCCACGCUCGGCUUCACUCACCUCCAGCCGGCUCAGCUAACCACGGUUGGCAAACGCUGUUCGCUAUGGGUCCAGGACUUACUGAUGGACGAACGAGCGCUCCGCGCUUGUCGGGAUAAUUUGCGUUUCCGUGGCGUCAAGGGAACGACCGGAACGCAAGCUUCCUUCCUGCAGUUGUUCGCUGGCGAUGGUGAUAAGGUCCGCCAGUUGGACGCGACCGUCACGAAACUGGCCGGUUUCGAGCGCUACUACGCCGUCACGGGGCAAACGUACUCGCGCAAGGUCGAUCUCGAGAUUGUAUCGGCACUGGCCAGCCUCGGUGCGACGGUGCAUAAAAUGUGCUCCGAUUUGCGCCUGCUAGCGUCGCGCAAGGAGCUCGAGGAACCGUUCGAGCAGACACAGAUCGGUAGCUCCGCCAUGCCGUACAAGCGGAAUCCGAUGCGCUCGGAACGCUGCUGCGCACUGGCCCGCCACCUCAUCACGCUGCAAGCCAACGCGGCCAACACACUGGCCGUCCAGUGGCUCGAGCGUACGCUAGACGAUUCGGCCAACCGUCGGUUGACCCUUUCGGAGGCAUUCCUGUCGGCGGAUGCGUGCCUGCUGACGCUGCUGAAUAUCUCGCAAGGUUUGGUCGUCUACCCGAAGGUGAUCGAGCGAAACAUUGCCCAGGAGUUGCCUUUCAUGUCCACCGAGAACGUCAUCAUGGCGAUGGUGAAGGCGGGUGGCGAUCGCCAAGUGUGCCACGAGAAGAUUCGCGUCCUGUCUCACGAAGCGGGUGCCCAGGUCAAGCAGCACGGUCGGGACAACGACCUGGUCGAUCGCAUCAAGGCGGACGCAUACUUUGCACCCAUCUUGGGGCAGCUCGACAGCAUCCUCGACCCGAAAACGUUCACCGGACGGGCCGCGGACCAAGUGUUGGAGUUUGUCAAGGAGGAGGUCGAUCCGAUAGUGGCGCUUUACGGGGACAAGGUUGUUACAAAGUCGGCACAAUUGAAAAUUUAAUGCAAGCUGAAACACGCUUUGCGGAUGUUCACUAGAGCGAUCAUCUCGCCUAUCAACCUUGUCACCCCGUUUGUGUGUAUGUGGCCUUCAUCAUUUCAUGUAAUGAGAUAACAAUGAUGUUUGUACCAAGCGGACCGGGCGGUUGUUGU